Molecule: messenger RNA, 1973 nt
Organism: Protobothrops mucrosquamatus (brown spotted pit viper)
Lineage: Eukaryota; Metazoa; Chordata; Lepidosauria; Squamata; Viperidae
Product: serine/threonine-protein kinase PAK 3
Exons: 14
Coding region: 1-1629 (542 amino acids)
Biological process (GO): intracellular signal transduction; regulation of actin cytoskeleton organization; regulation of axonogenesis
Cellular component (GO): cytoplasm
Molecular function (GO): ATP binding; protein serine/threonine kinase activity
Source: RefSeq, a predicted model, not a curated record
AUGUCUGAAAGCCUGGAUACUGAAGAAAAACCUCCUGCACCUCCUUUGAGAAUGAACAGUAACAAUCGCGAUUCUUCGGCCCUGAAUCACAGCUCCAAACCGCUCCCCAUGGCGCCCGAAGAGAAGAACCGGAAAGCUCGCCUGCGCUCCAUCUUCCCGGGAGGAGAUAAAACCAAUAAGAAGAAAGAGAAAGAACGUCCUGAAAUUUCUCUCCCUUCAGACUUCGAGCACACAAUCCAUGUUGGCUUUGAUGCCGUCACUGGGGAAUUCACAGGCAUUCCUGAGCAGUGGGCCAGGCUGUUACAGACUUCCAACAUUACCAAACUGGAACAGAAGAAAAACCCACAAGCUGUUCUGGACGUUCUCAAAUUCUACGAUUCCAAAGAGACGGUCAACAACCAGAAAUAUAUGAGUUUUACAUCAGGAGAUAAAAGUGCCCAUGGCUAUAUUGCAGCCCAUCCCUCGGGCACGAAAACAGCUUCGGAGCCACCAUUGGCUCCCCCAGUUUCUGAAGAAGAGGAUGAAGAAGAUGAAGAGGAGGAGGAUGACAAUGAACCACCCCCUGUGAUCGCCCCACGCCCAGAACAUACUAAAUCAAUUUACACUCGUUCAGUGAUAGAGCCUGUGGCUUCACCAGCCUCAGUGAAAGAGUCCACCAUCCCCCAGCCUGAAAAUUCAAACACGAGCACUUUGUACAGAAACACAGAUCGGCAACGGAAGAAAUCCAAGAUGACUGAUGAAGAGAUUCUAGAGAAAUUAAGAAGUAUUGUGAGUGUUGGAGACCCGAAGAAGAAAUACACACGGUUUGAAAAAAUUGGCCAAGGGGCUUCGGGUACUGUUUAUACAGCAAUAGACAUUGCUACAGGGCAGGAGGUGGCCAUAAAGCAGAUGAAUCUCCAGCAACAACCCAAAAAGGAAUUAAUAAUCAAUGAAAUUCUGGUCAUGAGGGAAAAUAAGAAUUCCAACAUCGUGAACUAUUUAGAUAGUUACCUUGUUGGAGAUGAACUCUGGGUCGUAAUGGAGUACUUGGCUGGGGGUUCCUUGACGGAUGUGGUUACAGAAACGUGCAUGGAUGAAGGACAAAUUGCAGCUGUCUGCAGGGAGUGCCUGCAAGCAUUGGAUUUCUUGCAUUCAAACCAAGUGAUCCAUAGAGACAUCAAGAGUGACAACAUACUUCUUGGGAUGGACGGAUCUGUGAAACUCACUGAUUUUGGCUUCUGUGCUCAGAUAACUCCUGAACAGAGUAAGCGGAGUACAAUGGUGGGGACGCCUUACUGGAUGGCUCCUGAAGUGGUCACAAGGAAAGCAUAUGGCCCCAAAGUGGACAUUUGGUCUUUAGGAAUCAUGGCAAUAGAAAUGGUAGAAGGAGAACCUCCAUAUCUCAAUGAAAAUCCUCUCAGGGCCUUGUAUUUGAUAGCUACCAACGGGACACCAGAACUCCAGAAUCCCGAAAGACUUUCUGUUGUUUUCCGGGAUUUUUUGAACCGCUGCCUUGAGAUGGAUGUUGACAGGCGAGGGUCUGCGAAGGAACUCUUACAGCACCCGUUUUUAAAACUGGCCAAGCCACUGUCCAGCCUGACCCCCCUGAUUAUUGCCGCAAAGGAGGCUAUAAAGAACAGUAGCCGCUAGUCUCUCGAAUAGCACAGGCCCGUUCUUGUUUUGGCAGGACUGAACAUCAGACCAACAAACGCUGUCACACUUUGGACUCUCCUGCGGCCCCGACGGGCAGGCGAUGAGCGACAUUGUCACUGUCAAUGGGGGAAGGGAAGCGGGGAGUGACCUGUCCCGCUGCCCUAGAGGAGACACCACCCAUCACAUCUCUUCUUUCCACUCUUGAGAAUCCCUUAACUUAUUUCUAAGGUGAACGGAAGCCUUUGGAGAAGAAGCUAGAUGGGAAGUUUCUUUUGCUACCUGGGGUGUUUCCAGGGGACCACGGCACUGCAUGACUCAACUCAGCUGGGACAGUAGUGGUG